AUGAAAGACGACCCAGAUACAAAUGUACAAUUUGUACAAACCGUACAAAUGUUUCCUUGUUUGUAUGAUCAUACAACAAAAGAAUAUUCAAAUAGAAAUGCACAAGAUAAGGCUUGGGGUGAAAUUGUAAAGAAAUUUGACGCCAGCAAGACUGAUUGUAAAGAACGCUGGAAAAAUUUGAGAGCUUGUUUUACAAGACAUUUAAAAGCCAAACCUCCGUCGGGAUCAGCUGCCAAGUUCAAAAAACCUUAUUAUUUAGCAGAGUUUUUACAUUUUCUUGAACCUUUUACAAAAUCACGAAAACAGUCAGGUAAUAUGCCAGAUUCAGUGCUCCCAAAUAAUGAAUGUAGUGAGCAAAACGAAAGUAUUGGUAAUGUUUCCGAAAGUGAAGAAGAAAACACUGACAAUAACCAAAUUGAAAAUAGCGCAAAUUAUACAAGUUCAAGUUUCAUUAAACCAAACCCACAACAAUGGACCUCAAAUACAAAAAGUUCUUCUUUUCAAAAAAAACAACGUACAACCGGAUUAGAUGAAGUAAAUAAGGCAGCUUUAGAUUUUUUCUAAAAAAAGAAGUCAGAUCAUCCUGUAGAGGAUGUGGAUUUGUGUUUUUUUAAAAGUUUAAUACCAGACAUGAAACUUAUGAAUCCCGAACAAAAAAGGCGUUUUAAAGUUGGAGUGUUAAAUUUAAUGGGAAACAUGCUUGAUGAACACACUGAACCUAGACGUAUACAGACUGAACAAAAUUAUUACCAUACCGGAUUUAAUAGAGAAUAUCAGAACAUGGAAAAUCGAAUUAUUUACUCUAUAACUCCAUCAAGUUUAUCCUCUCCUUCAACAUCAAUGCCCGUAUCGCCUCCACUGGAUUUAGUACAACAGUCAAACAGUCUACAGUUGAAUCAAAACAACUCCCAAAAUUGGUCGUAUCAAUAA
Messenger RNA from Rhopalosiphum padi (bird cherry-oat aphid), 930 nucleotides. RefSeq lists its product as uncharacterized. The record is from RefSeq and is a predicted model, not a curated record. Gene Ontology annotation, cellular component: nucleus; transcription regulator complex. Lineage: Eukaryota; Metazoa; Arthropoda; Insecta; Hemiptera; Aphididae. Gene Ontology annotation, biological process: regulation of transcription by RNA polymerase II. Gene Ontology annotation, molecular function: DNA binding.